Oncorhynchus kisutch (coho salmon) is the source of this 10390-nucleotide messenger RNA. RefSeq names its product potassium inwardly rectifying channel subfamily J member 14 (gene kcnj14). Gene Ontology annotation, cellular component: plasma membrane. The coding region runs from base 4054 to 5643 and encodes 529 amino acids. Gene Ontology annotation, biological process: regulation of monoatomic ion transmembrane transport; potassium ion import across plasma membrane. The record is from RefSeq and is a predicted model, not a curated record. Gene Ontology annotation, molecular function: inward rectifier potassium channel activity. The transcript is spliced from 4 exons. Lineage: Eukaryota; Metazoa; Chordata; Actinopteri; Salmoniformes; Salmonidae.
CAUGACUUUAUGGAGACAUUUUCAUUUGUAAUUUCGGAGACAUUUCUUCCCAUUCUUUCCAAGAAGUGACGCAACAUCAACACUCCCAGUAAACUGGACACAGGAAUAUUUGUUCUGUUAGAAGAGCUACGCCAGAGCACCCAGACAGACCAAGUCUCAACGAACAGGUUACUGAUUACAUGAUUUUAUUAUGGGUUUUCAUUACAAAUGAAGAUGAAAACCAUGGAGGGUUAAAGACGGUUGACAAGGACACAGGAGAGGCCUCAUGGGAGGAACAAAACGGGAUAAGAAACCAGACGGGAUAAGAAACCAGAUGGGAUAAGAAACCAGUCGGGAUAAGAAAUGUGACGACUGACUGAGCAAAAGAAGACAACGUCAGAGAAAGAAGGAAAGAGAGAUUGUGUGUUCUCUACUUUCUCAGAAGUGCAGCCCCUAAAUUCCUGUUACUAUGCCUGAGAGAGGGAGGGCAGCAGACCAGUCAAAAUGAACCCCUACGUCACCUCUCACUUUAGGAGGGAUCUCUUUCCCCACUUCCACUUGUUGUAGAGGCUUCUCUUCUCCCCUGUCUUACUGUUUGUGUGACAUGACAACACCUGUCUCUGUGUAAACCUAGGACAGCAGGUAACACCUGUCUCUGUGUAAACCUAGGACACCAGGUAACACCUGUCUCUGUGUAAACCUAGGACAGUAGGUAACAUCUGUCUCUGUGUAAACCUAGGACACCAGGUAACACCUGUCUCUGUGUAAACCUAGGACACCAGGUAACACCUGUCUCUGUGUAAACCUAGGACACCAGGUAACACCUGUCUCUGUGUAAACCUUGGACAACAGGUAACACCUGUCUCUGUGUAAACCUAGGACAGUAGGUAACAUCUGUCUCUGUGUAAACCUAGGACAACAGGUAACACCUGUCUCUGUGUAAACCUAGGACAGCAGGUAACAUCUGUCUCUGUGUAAACCUAGGACACCAGGUAACACCUGUCUCUGUGUAAACCUAGGACAGUAGGUAACAUCUGUCUCUGUGUAAACCUAGGACACCAGGUAACACCUGUCUCUGUGUAAACCUAGGACACCAGGUAACACCUGUCUCUGUGUAAACCUAGGACAGUAGGUAACAUCUGUCUCUGUGUAAACCUAGGACACCAGGUAACACCUGUCUCUGUGUAAACCUAGGACAGUAGGUAACACCUGUUUCUGUGUAAACCUAGGACAGUAGGUAACAUCUGUCUCUGUGUAAACCUAGGACAGUAGGUAACAUCUGUCUCUGUGUAAACCUAGGACAGUAGGUAACACCUGUCUCUGUGUAAACCUAGGAACCCAGGUAACAUCUGUCUCUGUGUAAACCUAGGAACCUAGGUAACAUCUGUCUCUGUGUAAACCUAGGAACCCAGGUAACAUCUGUCUCUGUGUAAACCUAGGACAGUAGGUAACAUCUGUCUUUGUGUAAACCUAGGACAGUAGGUAACAUCUGUCUCUGUGUAAACCUAGGAACCCAGGUAACAUCUGUCUCUGUGUAAACCUAGGAACCCAGGUAACAUCUGUCUCUGUGUAAACCUAGGAACCCAGGUAACAUCUGUCUCUGUGUAAACCUAGGACUGCAGGUAACAUCUGUCUCUGUGUAGACCUAGUACAGCAGGUAACAUCUGUCUCUGUGUAAACCUAGGACACCAGGUAACAUCUGUCUCUGUGUAAACCUAGGACAGUAGGUAACACCUGUCUCUGUGUAAACCUAGGACAGCAGGUAACAUCUGUCUCUGUGUAAACCUAGGACACCAGGUAACGACUGUUGCCUUGGUAUUCUCCUGUGUUGUGCCUUUGUUGCUCUUAGUCAGGGUGUUACACUGUAAACUGUCCUCAGUGAUCUGGUAAAGGUGUUACACUGUAAACUGCCCUCAUGGAGCUGGUAAAGGGUUGAACUGUUCCUCAGGAACCUAGUAACAUGUUUAGCUUGUUCACUGGGGGUCAAAAACUUGCCAGCGUUCGAAAACCACAGUCCACUGGAAAUGUGUACGGAAGGUAAAGUCUAACCAAACCUUUUUUAUGUCAUUUGGAUUUGCCCUGAAUCAAACCUUUUGAGUUUUCUUUGUUUUUAUCCCUAAGGGAUUUGGCAUGCAACAAACAAAAAAAUCUCUCUCCCCAAAAUAUUACCUUUGUUUGCCUCAGUGGGUUGUUGUUUUUACCCAGUUUUCCUUGCACAUCCUCUGUACAUUAUUGCAACAUUUUUCCAAGGCAAUUAGACUGGAAGCUUUUCUGAAAUGGAUAAACAUGUGUGUUCUCUGUCAAGCAGGGGUGUUGAGUGUGACACUUGAACCAAGAGGAGAGAACUAAAGACAACCUGUUUGGAAAAAACAAGGACACGGCACCUCCCGUCCCAGGAUUGGACAGAAUUUGACCUCUGAAAUAACCUUUGAGCUCUGGGUUUUCGUAGAGGUCAUCCAUGGGUGUAUGCCCUGUGUGCCUGUUACCCCUCCCCCCUUUCCCCACAACCGGCCAAUAGGAUUCUGCUCCUCCUACACAUUCACUUUGACUCUAUAAUAGGUGUUGUAUAGAAUGAAUACUGGUGUCAUAUGUAUAGGAUGGUACACAACAAUAGGUACAAAAAAAGUACACACAAUUGUACAUGCCUUGGUGUUCUAGUCAAGUAAUUUCAUUCUCUCUCCUUUUAUUUAUUGUCUUUCUCCCUCUCUUUCCCUCACUCCCUCUGUUAUAGAGAAUUCUCCCAUGCAGUUGUAGUGGAGAGUAAGUCUCCUUAUUGUUGCAUACAUUUUUACAACACUGAGUUAAUACGAUGUAGCUGAUCUGGUCAGUAGUCUGUCUGUGCAGUGUGUUCUGUACUGAAUUGACAAUGCCUUUAGGAGAAACACAGAGCUUCUCAGGAAUAGGAUAUCCAGCAGUCACCUGAGAGAGCCACAAACAUAUUUCAAAUGUCUCUAAAAGUCUGCUUUUGUUGUGCCAAGAACUCACCACUGACAUUUGAGGACUUUUGUGGCUUGGAAAAGAAACUCGGAUUUGAGGGGAAACUGCUGGUCACAGUCUCCCACUUGUGAGAGACACUGAGUGAGUAUUAUUUACACAGUGCAUGGCUACUGUAGCUCAUAAAUGUGUUCCAAGGCCCUGUAGCUAAGGAAACAUAGAUAUAAAAGUGUGGAGGAACAUAUUCUGACUGAUAGGAAGUGAAUGGAUUGGAAUUGUGUACCAUUAUCUGAAUCAAUAGUCUAAGGAGUUCCUCCUCUGUUUCAAUCUGCGUUGUGUAUUUUCCAUGACCAAACCACUGGGAAGUGAAGAUCUUGGAACGUAAGAAACAGCAUGUUAUUCUUUUCUCUGCUGGUUGCAUGUUAGAUACGUGUUAGAAACAUUGUACUGUACUGUGGAUCUACCCCUGGACUCUGUAUUGUCAUAUUGCACUUUAGUGAAUGUGGGGAGUAUAUAUCCUCCUUACUACUACCCCAUUGUAUCCCCAGCUCUCAUCCUUUCAAGCUUCUCAGUUCCUGUAGCCUGCUCAAUGUGUUUCCCUCGUGCUGUUUCAAACUGUCAGCAAAACUCCUGCUUCCUUGUAAGAUGGCAACAGACUAUGGGUCCCUCCUGUUGAUACCCUGGACACGUGUGUAACCUCCCUCUUCAGCCCAAAGGAGUGUAAGUACUACAGGGACUGUACAGUAUUACUGCGAGACUGUCUAUCUGCUGCUGUGGAAUACGUUUCUGACCAGAGGAGUAUAUACAGCAACAACUUGACCACUGAGUUUCCUUCAAGAGAAUGGAAGGAAGACUGUGAAUCAGGACACUGUAGAGCUGUGAGUAACCCUGACUGUUAAUAAAAAGUUAGUGGAACAAUGAUCCGGGAAGUGAGGGAAGUCAUCUACUGCUGGAUACAGUUUUUCCUCAUGGAUUUACCUUUACCACAUCAGAUGGAUUACUUUUCACCAUAGAAACAGUGGAACUGGAAAGGGGUACAGAACACCAGGUUCUUAUCAAUACCUAGGUGGUCAUUAACUCACAAAGCACAUAGGAGUUGAGACUACAGCUUCAUCAGCGUAAGACAUUGUAUUUAGCACCAUGGGAGCGGCGCGUGUUAAGCGACGUUUCAGUGCGGUGGUUGACGGGCUGGUAGACGAGGAGGAAGUCAUUAAGCUGGCUCUGAGUGUUGCUGACACGGCCAGGGUGGGGGGGAGCACAGGAGGCUCAGGGAGCCCCACCAGUCUCUCUCCCACACACAACCGAAAUGGCAAAGCACUCCCCCUGCAGGGCAACGGCAGCAAUGCACGGAGGCCCAGCGGAGCCCUGGAGGCAGGAGGAGGGGAAGGAUCGAUGAAAGGAGGAGGGCGCUCAGAACUGAGGGGCGGGAGGGGCGGAAGUCUGGGGAGAAGGGGAGAAGGCUGUUCGUCCUCGGACCGAGAUUCAACACUGUCGUCCCCUUCCUCCUCAAGCCGCCGGCCCCCCCGGCGCUCUAGACGCCGGCCCCGCCACCGCUUUGUGGGCAAGGACGGGCGCUGCAACGUCACCUUCGUCAACAUGAGCGAGAGAGGCCAGCGUUACCUCAGCGACCUCUUCACCACCUGCGUGGACAUCCGCUGGCGUUGGAUGCUAGUCAUCUUCUGCCUCUCCUUCCUCCUCUCCUGGCUGCUCUUUGGCUUUGCCUUCUGGCUCAUUGCCGCCGCGCACGGGGACUUCGCCAUCCGCCUCAACCCCAGCUCGGGUGCCUCUUCCGGGGGAGGAGAUGAGUCCGGAGCAGGGGCGGUGGUGGAAGUGGAGGAAACGUGUUUUGUUCAGGUGAACAGCUUUAUGGCGGCCUUCCUGUUCUCCCUGGAGACGCAGACAUCCAUUGGUUACGGCUUCCGCAGCGUGACCGAGGCCUGCCCCCUGGCGGUGAUGGCGGUCGUCUUGCAGUGCAUUGUGGGCUGCAUCAUCGACGCCUUCAUCAUCGGAGCGGUCAUGGCGAAGAUCGCUAAGCCCAAGAAGCGUAACGAGACGCUGUUGUUCUCUGACACGGCAGUGGUGGCGCUGAGAGACGGGAAACUCUGCAUGAUGUGGAGGGUGGGGAACCUACGCAAGAGCCACCUGGUAGAAGCACACGUACGUGCACAGGUAAUGAAGCCGAGGGUGACCCCAGAGGGAGAGUUCCUCCCGCUGGACAACGAGGACGUCAACGUGGGAUUUGACACGGGAACCGACCGCAUCUUCCUGGUUUCCCCGGUAACCAUCGUCCACGAGAUCAACGAUGAGUCACCGUUUUUCGAGAUGGACCGUCGGACUCUGGAGGGCGACACGGAGUUGGAGGUGGUGGUCAUUCUGGAGGGUAUGGUGGAGGCCACAGCCAUGACCACACAGUGUCGCAGCUCCUACCUCGCCUCCGAGAUCCUCUGGGGUCACCGCUUCGAACCUGUGCUCUUCGAGAGGAAGAACUGUUACCAGGUGGACUACUCAUUCUUCCACCGGACCUAUGAGAUUCCCAGCACACCCUCUUGCAGCGCUAAAGAGUUGGCCGAGCAGAAGUACAUCCAGGGCUCACGCUCCUCCUUCUGCUACGAGAACGAAGUAGCCCUGCAGCUCGUCUCCCCUGACAAUGACCCUGAGGGCAACCCUGGCGGCUGCCCCUCCCCCCUGACCCACCGAUCCUCCCUCUCACAACCCACCCACACUAACUAGGGAGGCGACAGGCAGAGGGGACAGGAAGUGACCUGGGAUCCACAGGAAGUCAGGGACAGACAGAGGGAGAGAGAGGCAGAAAGAGAGACAGGCUUCAUAGGAAAAGAGACCAAAGUAGAGAAAGGUAAGUACAUGGUUUAGGGAAAAGGACAACAUUGAGAGACUGACGUUGAGAGAGGUGUAGAAAGAGAAACAGAAGACACGACAAAGACGCCGAGAGACAAACGGAGAGAGAGAGAUGCUGUAUACUGUCAAACAGAGAGAAAAGGACAGACAGAUAGGACAGAAAAGGAGAGAGAGGGAUAGAAAGAGAGAAAGAGAGAGAGAAGUGUCAUUGAAAGGGGUAGAUGGGCUGCUGCUACUCUGACUGUGUUAGCUGAUUUGGACAUAGCGAUCUUUCAGAAUCAUUAUGAACCUGUCUGUCUCAGACCCGUCCCGUCAACCAACCGCUACAUUCACCACUGGCUCCAGCACCUAGCUGACCACACAUACAACACUGACCCCUAUUGGCUUCAGUCUGUACCUGCAGCUCCUGUUCAGUUACAACUCACACUGGACACAUGGGAGUAAGGUGAAGCUGCCCCCUAGACACUGAGCUAUGACCAGUUUAGUGUUUCUGCCCCCUAAUGGUGAAAGUUAGGUUUUGGAGAGGCUAAGCUGAUCCUAGAUCUGUGCCUACGGCUAACUUCUACCCCAAACCUGUGGAUGUUGAAUACUGUGUGACAGAAUGAGGUAAACGGUGUAUUGACAUUGAGGGAUGUUUGUUGAAAGACAAGGCAUUAUUGAUAUGUUUUUGAUUCUGGUCAUUUGUGUUCUGUCAAUGUUUGAGCAGGUCUGUUGUGUUAGACUGAUAUGUAGAAAAAUGGAUACAGAGAAACAGCUGAAAAUAAGCAGCGGUUUUAAGCUGUUUCUUUGACUUGUACUGUAUGUUGUUAUUCUGUAUUUAUAAUGCAAGACUAUUAUAUAUUUGCUUUAUUUAAUCAAACAUGUUGCUUGUUCAACUGGGUGCAGUGUCAGCACCACAAAACCAUAUGAGUGCAUCGUCUGGUAACAUGUGAUUUGAAGGUCUACUUCUAAACUUAUGAUUGAUUGUUUAAUAUGGUUAACUAUGGUUAACAAACAAAGGUUUAUAAGUACUUUGUAAGCAGAACUUUUAUUAAAAUGUUACCUUAUGUUAUUUUUUAAAUUCUACAGUACCCAGCUGAAGGAACAAUCUUAUGUUAAUGUUUACCUCUGUCUUGAAUAUGAGAUUCUAUCACCUGAGAUUCUGUGUUCCUCAAACAUUUAACUUUGUAUGAUUUUCCUCAGUAUUUUCUUUAUUUUGAUCAUUUGCUGAAUACUGUAUAUUUGGUAGAAUUUUAAGGGGGAAAUGGGGGAUGUUAAAGGUAGACUCAGCGAUAUGACGUAGAUGCAGAAAGUAAACAGCAUAGUGGGUCAAUAUCCACAACAACUAAGAGCGUUGAAGUGUGAGGCUCAACUUCUCCGCUGUUUAAAUACAUAGUGAGGGUAUUCCAUACCGGUAAAACAUGAGCCUAUCACAAUAAUGAAAACAAAAUGUUGCCGAGGCUGAGAUGGAUGGCUGACACUGAGACGGGCGCGGACAGCAGUGGACGCAUACAUUCUGGCCUAAUGACAAUCACCAAAAUGUCAUUACACUUGUUGGUGUUUUGUGUAACAGAAGUCUCUUUCCAUCCACCACUGUUUGGAGGCUGGAGACAUGUUGAGACUGGAUGAACAUGUAAAGGAGCCCUCUGGAGACAUGUUGAGACUGGAUGAACAUGUAAAGGAGCCCUCUGGAGACAUUUGAGACUGGAUGAACAUGUAAAGGAGCCCUCUGGAGACAUGUUGAGACUGGAUGAACAUGUAAAGGAGCCCUCUGGAGACAUGUUGAGACUGGAUGAACAUGUAAAGGAGCCCUCUGGAGACAUGUUGAGACUGGAUGAACAUGUAAAGGAGCCCUCUGGAGACAUGUUGAGACUGGAUGAACAUGUAAAGGAGCCCUCUGGAGACAUGUUGAGACUGGAUGAACAUGUAAAGGAGCCCUUUGAGGUGAUUGUUUGACAAUCAGAUGAAAACAUCAUGACAUGUGGUUUGUGCCACAGUAGAAGGUAAUACAUUGUAAAAGUUAAAUAACAAAUCUUUAGUACGAGGCCCACAGAGAUCCUAAUGAAUGAAUAGAGAUUCCAUAUGGAAUGAAUGAAUAGAGAUUCUAUAUGGAAUGAAUGAAUAGAGAUUCUAUAUGUAAUGAAUGAAUAGAGAUUCUAUAUGUAAUGAAUGAAUAGAGAUUCUAUAUGGAAUGAAUGAAUAGAGAUUCCAUAUGGAAUGAAUGAAUAGAGAUUCUAUAUGUAAUGAAUGAAUAGAGAUUCUAUAUGUAAUGAAUGAAUAGAGAUUCCAUAUGGAAUGAAUGAAUAGAGAUUCUAUAUGUAAUGAAUGAAUAGAGAUUCUAUAUGUAAUGAAUGAAUAGAGAUUCUAUAUGGAAUGAAUGAAUAGAGAUUCUAUAUGGAAUGAAUGAAUAGAGAUUCUAAAUGUAAUGAAUGAAUAGAGAUUCUAUAUGGAAUGAAUGAAUAGAGAUUCUAUAUGUAAUGAAUGAAUAGAGAUUCUAUAUGGAAUGAAUGAAUAGAGAUUCUAUAUGGAAUGAAUGAAUAGAGAUUCUAUAUGUAAUGAAUGAAUAGAGAUUCUAUAUGUAAUGAAUGAAUAGAGAUUCUAUAUGUAAUGAAUGAAUAGAGAUUCCAUAUGGAAUGAAUGAAUAGAGAUUCUAUAUGUAAUGAAUGAAUAGAGAUUCUAUAUGGAAUGAAUGAAUAGAGAUUCCAUAUGGAAUGAAUGAAUAGAGAUUCUAUAUGGAAUGAAUGAAUAGAGAUUCUAUAUGUAAUGAAUGAAUAGAGAUUCCAUAUGGAAUGAAUGAAUAGAGAUUCUAUAUGGAAUGAAUGAAUAGAGAUUCUAUAUGGAAUGAAUGAAUAGAGAUUCUAUAUGGAAUGAAUGAAUAGAGAUUCUAUAUGGAAUGAAUGAAUAGAGAUUCUAUAUGUAAUGAAUGAAUAGAGAUUCUAUAUGGAAUUGUGUGAUCAUGUGAACAUAGGAGGUCCCAUACUGGGAAGAAAUGACAUCUACUUUCACCCGUGUGUGUGUGUGACUGUGAGAGUGAAGUCCUGCGUCUCACUCAUCUCAAUAACUGCAGUGCUGCUCGUGGCAACGUCAUUUAGCUGAGUUUACCUUUAAGGUGACAUUGUUGGAAGUGUCCAGGCCUUGGCAGAGCACCCUAAACUGGGACUGGAAAUGGACCGUAAACCUGUUGGACUGCCAUGACAACUGGAAGCAUGUACUGAAGACCUGAAACGUACAACUGUCACUUCACUGCAGUACAUUUACGUAAGGAAAACCUCCCUGACCACUCCCUACAUCUUUCUGUUCUUACUGUAAACUGUGAGGGCUCACAACUGCACUGGCGAACCACCUGAGGAGGAAUUGAAUUUAUGUGACAUUCUGUUCUCUGAGAGAGGUUCUGUUCAAAGAAUUAGAAUGGAUGACUAAUCCUGAAUUCUAUGAUUCUGCUUUGGUUGGUGUCUGUCUCACACUAUGUGGGAGACUAAUGCAUUGUGCGGUGCCUUCAAAAAGAAGUCUAUGGUGUUAUUCUAUAACUUAGCACAAGAUUUGCAAUGUUCAAAUGAGAUGUUUUUAUUGCCUGUCUAUUUUGUUGAAUCGUGUAACUCUUCUGAAAGUGAUGGUUUCUGAAAUAUGGAUACUGGUGUUAUUGAGAGAUGAAGAGUUCUAACUUCUAUGCCGUUACUACCACAAUAUUUAGUCACACUUUACAUUAAGUUAAACUGCCAUGUGUGGUAUUACAUAAUAACUAAGUCAUUAUUUCAAAUAGAAUCUAUUCCGUUUCCUUUUCGCAGUAUUACAAUUCAAAAUCAUUGGGUUAUGCACCUUACCAGCAGAUACCAUGCACAAUAUAUCAUGAAUCUACAUGAUAUAACUUCAUGUAAAGUGUUGACCAAUUGUCUUGACCACUAGAUGAUACACCAGGGCUGUAAUGUUCUACCUACUACAAGGACAGACAACUCUGAAACUUUGACUUGCAUCUUUGCACAGAAGUAAAUUGACACUAUGGAUUAACUCAAAGGCAAAUAUCACAUACGUACAUACAAAGCACUGUAAAAGCAAACAAACGGCUAUUGAAAUGGCAUUUUAAGACGUCACAUACUGUAUAUAGAAAGCAGCACUUCACACACACUGACCUUUUGAACAGGCAACAUGGAUAUUUCACCUUUUAAAGCAGAUUCCAUGAUAUGAUUUACAACCAUAUUGAUCGGUUAUAGUUGGUGUUAUUGACAUUUAUUCAACUUCUGUGUCUUUCCUUAUUUUUCUAUGUCUCCAUGGCCACCGAGUUCUAUUUAUAGGUGAAUGGCCAGUCCCGUCUGCUCCACUUCCUGUUGGGGGUAACUUGAACCCUGACCACCAGGACUCUGACCUCUGCGUUAGUCUUUUUUUUUACACAUCCCACACAACAACAACAUAGCCAGAUGGAUUACUAGAUGACUUCCUGGUUGGUUGCUUUAUUAGAUUCCAGAAUAAAACUCUGAUAUUGCAGGUCACAGUAUGUUGGGAUGUACGGUAGUGGAAUCAGGUUGUUACUAGCUGUGCUCUAUUAUUAUUUUCUACAGAUACCACUGUAUACGUUUCCCAUCCUUCUCUGUUGUAUCACAAAAAAAAAGAAUGGCACUAUAGAGCAAAUAAAACACAUUGAUUGAUA